AUGUCUUUGACACCCUUCAUCUACAGAGGCCCCUUGAGCCUUGGCCGUAUGUUCGGAGACUACGACAACUUCUUGUCACAGAAGGGCUUCGGCAACCUUCAUUCUACAUUCACGCCAACCUUUGAUGUGCGAGAGACAAAGGACGGGUACGAGCUCGAAGGCGAGCUGCCUGGCGUCAAGCAAAAGGAUAUCGAGAUUGAAUAUCCUGACCCAAAUACUAUGCAGAUUAAGGGUCAUACUGAACACUCUUCCGAAGAGAAGGAAGGGUCCUGGUGGGUUUCUGAGCGUUCCAUGGGUGACUUCCGACGGUCGUUCAGCUUUCCAUCGCCUGUCGAUCGAGAUGCGACGCACGCUCAUUUAAAAGAUGGAAUUCUCACUGUUACUGUUCCAAAAACUGCGAAGCACGAGGAAGUUAAGAAGAAGAUCACAAUUGAGGAAUGA
Molecule: messenger RNA, 441 nt
Organism: Penicillium samsonianum
Lineage: Eukaryota; Fungi; Ascomycota; Eurotiomycetes; Eurotiales; Aspergillaceae
Product: Hsp20/alpha crystallin family protein
Exons: 1
Coding region: 1-441 (146 amino acids)
Biological process (GO): protein complex oligomerization; response to hydrogen peroxide; protein folding
Source: RefSeq, a predicted model, not a curated record